AUUCAAUCUGAAGAUGAAGAGGAUCUGGACCAAAGGGAACAAUCUCAAGAUGAGGAUGAGGAAACUAGUGCCUCUCCCUUUAGAGCAUUGGAGGAUAUCACAGAUACUACAAUACAGGAGGAGGUGCUGCAGGUCACUGAGGAGAAGGGUUUAUCACCCAGGGGUCAGCAAGAUCAGAACAAGAAGAAAAAGAAACAAGACAUCUCCACCAGUUCAGAUAAUGCUACUUGUAAGAGUGGCAUCAAAACAAGGUCCAAAUCCAUGAAACCUUGAUGAUGAAUACAAUAUGCUGGAAUGCAAGGAGUAUUGAUACUCAAGGUGCUUUGGAUAGACUCCAAAAACUCAAGGAUUAUCAUAGUCUCUCUAUGUUGGCAAUUCUUGAACCAUUUGCUCAUCAAUCACAGAUCAACCAAUACAAAAAUCAGCUUAGAAUGAAUAAUGCCUGUCAUAAUCCUAAUAACAAGAUUUGGCUAUUCUGGAAUCAGGAUGUGGACUGUCACAUUAGAGACCAGGAUGAACAACAGGUGGCUGAUAUUGAUACCUUCCUGGAUACUGUUAAAACAUGUUGGGAUAGGCAUAUGGAAGGAAAUCCUAUGAGAAUUUUCCACCAAGGGCUACAUCAAGCUGGACAAGAUAGGGAUGGCAAGCUUCAGGAGAAAAAGAUUAAAAAGGAUCAAACAACCUCCUUGAACUAUUUUUAUCUUCAAUGUUCUAACUUACUCUUCAAAUUGGAUAUCAAUAUGACUAGUGAUAACCACUUUGAAGGUUCUACAGUUAGGACCAUUGUAAAGGGGAGAGUCUCCCCUGCAUCUUACCUACCUAGGAUUAGAGUAGCCUUUUUCUUUUUCUUUCCUUUCCUUCUACUUUUUGACUGUGCAGGAACUUGUACACAUGCAACAUAUCAAUCCACAGUUGGAGGGCCAGCUAUGUGUGCUGCAUAUUACGCAGUGGCAUGA
Messenger RNA from Solanum dulcamara, 956 nucleotides. RefSeq lists its product as uncharacterized. The coding region runs from base 273 to 956 and encodes 227 amino acids. The record is from RefSeq and is a predicted model, not a curated record. Lineage: Eukaryota; Viridiplantae; Streptophyta; Magnoliopsida; Solanales; Solanaceae. The transcript is spliced from 2 exons.